Anastrepha ludens (Mexican fruit fly) is the source of this 1919-nucleotide messenger RNA. RefSeq names its product phosphate carrier protein, mitochondrial (gene Mpcp2). Gene Ontology annotation, cellular component: mitochondrial inner membrane. Lineage: Eukaryota; Metazoa; Arthropoda; Insecta; Diptera; Tephritidae. Gene Ontology annotation, biological process: mitochondrial phosphate ion transmembrane transport. The record is from RefSeq and is a predicted model, not a curated record. The transcript has 4 exons. Gene Ontology annotation, molecular function: phosphate transmembrane transporter activity. The coding region runs from base 152 to 1219 and encodes 355 amino acids.
ACCCUGGGUGGCUAUCAACGAGUUUCUGGUUGGCGUUCAUAUGUCAAUUGGAAGCAAGUAUUUUUUUUCUUAAGUGUCUUUCUCGUGCCCCUAAUUGGUGCUGACUGUUUUCAAAGGAAAUCACCGAAGCAGCGAAAAGUAACAAUCCACAAUGUUCUCAUCACUGUUUGAUGCUGCCAAGAACUCCCCCUUCCGGACCCCAUUUACCAAAGUCCAAUGCGACAGCACCGGUAAGUCGGCAACGGGCCCAUUGCCCGGACGCCAGAUUCAGGCAGCUCCGACACCUAGCGGUGAUUCGUGCGAAUUCGGCAGCAACAAAUACUUUGCGCUCUGCGGUGUCGGCGGUAUCCUGUCCUGCGGUACUACGCACACCUUCGUCGUACCGUUGGAUUUGGUGAAAUGCCGUCUCCAAGUUGACCCCAAAAAGUACAAGAAUUUGAUCAACGGCUUUAAAGUUACCGUAGCUGAGGAAGGCGCACGUGGUCUGGCUAAGGGUUGGGCUCCAACAUUCUUCGGCUACUCAGCACAGGGUCUGUGCAAAUUUGGUCUGUACGAAGUCUUCAAAGUGUACUAUGCCAAUAUGUUGGGCGAAGAGAAUGCCUACCUCUACCGUACCUGGCUAUACUUGGCUGCCUCUGCAUCGGCUGAAUUCUUCGCUGACAUUGCAUUGUCUCCCAUGGAAGCCGCCAAGGUCAAGAUCCAGACCACUCCGGGUUAUGCCAACAAUCUGCGCCAGGCCCUGCCUAAGAUGAUCAAAGAAGAGGGUGUUUCUGCCUUCUACAAGGGUCUGGUACCAUUGUGGAUGCGUCAAAUUCCAUACACCAUGAUGAAGUUCGCUUGCUUCGAACGUACCGUCGAAUUGUUGUACAAACAUGUUGUACCAAAACCACGAAUAGAAUGCACCAAGGGUGAACAGUUGGUGGUGACAUUCGCUGCUGGUUACAUUGCUGGUGUCUUCUGUGCUAUUGUCUCCCAUCCUGCUGAUGUCGUCGUUUCGAAAUUGAACCAAGCCAAGGGUUCUACUGCCAUCCAAGUAGCUAAAUCGCUCGGCUUCAUGGGUAUGUGGAACGGUCUGAUGCCACGUAUCAUUAUGAUUGGUACGCUCACAGCCCUGCAAUGGUUCAUCUAUGAUGGCGUUAAGGUAGCCUUGGCUCUGCCACGUCCACCACCACCAGAGAUGCCAGCUUCUCUUAAAGUUAAACUGGAGGGUCAACAGUAAAAUUGUUUAGAUUUAAUUCAACUCAUCAGCAACUAUCGAUACGACUAAAUUAAAUAAGUUCAGCCAGCGAUAUUUAAUCGUGACGGCGCCAAGUCGUCACAACUAAAGUAUAUAAACACAAAAAGUAUAGAACGAUUACCACAGCAUUACGAUUGAGCGCUAACCAUACACACAUUUGCUCGGGCAUACGUAACGAUGCAAUCAUAGGGGACUAUAACUGUAUAAUGUAGCAUUUACGAAUGCUCACUCUCAAUACUUCAAAACAUUUAGUGAAUAAGCUGAAAAGUACUAAACACACGCUAACUUUACUACAACCAAAUACUCAAGGCAUUUACAGCAACGUAAUUCUGUCAUUCCGGUGGAUACUGUAAAUGUGCCACCAUAAGCUUUGCAUUUCUCUUCAAAACUGUAUUAACUAGCUAAACUUAAAAAUUUAUGUCAACAAACAUUCUAUAUUCUACUGCUCUUAAUUUCUGAAAUAUUUUCAACUUGUAAAGCAUUUUUCAAUGUAUUUAAGCUAAAACCCGCUAUGUGUGUUUGUGUAUAGAAAACAAUAAUGCAUUCGUUAAGUUAAAGCCAGUAUGGAAUAAUUGUGCAGCAUUAAGUAUAUAAAGUGUAUGGAAUGUAUUUUGAUAUCCCCUCUAAGCAGCGUUGUUAACAAUGUCCGAAAAAAAAACAUAGUAAAAUGUAUGAAACUAAA